This is a messenger RNA of Suillus discolor, 1005 nucleotides long. RefSeq lists its product as uncharacterized. The annotation marks the transcript as partial. NCBI's taxonomy places the organism in Eukaryota, Fungi, Basidiomycota, Agaricomycetes, Boletales, Suillaceae. The transcript is spliced from 5 exons. The record is from RefSeq and is a predicted model, not a curated record.
AUGUCAGUCCAGCAAGCUGCUGACGAAUUGGCCAAUGUGUCACUCAUCAAUAUCGGACUCCUCAGGUGUUCCCCCAUUCAGCCUAAAAUCGCUGUGUCCCUUCAAUGCCUUGAGUUAUAUCAUCAAAUCCACCGACACAAACCUUCCUUCAGUGUGCAGGCAAUGGUCAAAGUACUCUGUGCCCUUCACAAUUGCUCAUAUUUCCAAGCAUUGCGGGAUCAAUUUGCCAUCACUUUCGAUGUCUAUCUUGAUAUCUUAUGGUGCGUUCAAGAAUUAGCUAACACUGCAUUGAAGUGUGAUACUCCUCAUUGGCGCAUGCUUCACUUGUGCCCUGCAUGUAACCACAAGCAAGAGAAUGAGCCGACCUUGAUACCUGCGAGGAUGGACAGCAUGGAUGGCAACAGCUCAUUGAAAUGGGUCGACAGCUCCGGACAUGCUGAUGAGCGCAUCUUCAAAACAUCAUAUUUGAUACUUCCUGACGAAGUUGACAUAUUUAAGGAUGAUGUUAACACAUCAGGAGGGGCUAGUCCUGCUGAUAUCUCAGAGACGGCAUGCACUGACAAUUGGAAGACCGCAAACACAAUUUCUGACAACACUGUCAAAGUAUUUGAGCAAACAGGUAUUUUCAUUAGUGCCUGUCGACACAGCAUGGUCCAGACCUUGGUUGAGAUUGCUAAAUAUGCUCUUGCAACAACAAAUAAAGUUCUUGAUGUUUAUGGUUCGAACGGAGUAACAGGAUAUGACAUCGGAUGUUCCUAUCAGAAGACCAUUGAUGCCAGCUCUAUCUCUGUCAAGGCACACUCCAACCAUCAUCGCUUCAUCAUCAACUCAUUUCAUGGACAUGCCCACAACUGCCAUUGUCAACUUUGGUUCCAUCCUUUAUAUCAACAUGGCCUUGGCCUCGAGGACCUUGAAAUGUGCGAGCGCGUAUUCUCUGCGUCAAAUGCCGUAGCUCCUGUCAUCCACCACGCAUCUUACUUUCACUGGCUUCAAUUUAUCGACCUC